Messenger RNA from Zymoseptoria tritici IPO323, 417 nucleotides. RefSeq lists its product as uncharacterized. Gene Ontology annotation, cellular component: cytosol; ribonucleoprotein complex; nucleus. The record is from RefSeq and is a predicted model, not a curated record. The transcript has 2 exons. Gene Ontology annotation, molecular function: mRNA 3'-UTR binding; poly(U) RNA binding; poly(A) binding. The annotation marks the transcript as partial. NCBI's taxonomy places the organism in Eukaryota, Fungi, Ascomycota, Dothideomycetes, Mycosphaerellales, Mycosphaerellaceae.
AACCAGCGUGGUGAGACCAACGUCUACAUCCGUGGCCUCCUCCCCGAGACCACCGACGAGCUUCUCGAGAUCUGGGGAUCUCGCUUCGGCGAUAUCAAGAGCUCCAAGUCUAUCAUCGACCUCAAUACUGGCUUGUGCAAGGGCUUCGGGUUUGUGAAGUACCACAACUACGAAGACGCCGAGAACUGCAUCCGCGGCUUCCACUACCUUGGAUACGAAGUCAGCUUCGCUCGGGAGUCCUUCUACUCCAAGCUGAAGACAUUUGCCGACACGUCCAAUACCAACCUCUACGUCUCCAACCUGCCCAAGUCGAUGAACGAGCAUGAGCUCGCCAACCUCUUCGCUCCUCAUCAGGUGGCGUCAUCCAAGGUGCUUCGAACCAAGGAGGGACAUGGUCGAGGUGUCGGAUUCGCUCGG